GUAACUGUCUAAUACCACCAUCACGCCUCCGACGACCGAGCCCCGGGUCCUGUCGCGCGUGCUCGCCGCCGCCCUGCCUCGCUUUCUGCUGCCGCGGUCCUUCCGUGCGGCCAUGAUGGAGAAGCUGUGGAUCGUCGAGGAGCGCAAGGACAAGCGCAUGUACCGCCGCCGCUGCGCCGGCUCCGACGUCCUGACCUUCUUCUUCGUCUCCUCGUGCGCCCUGCUGUUCCUGCUGGUGUGCUCCAUCCUCUAUGGCACCCGCACCGAGAUGCCCACCCUGCCGCCGCUGGUGCGCGAGGUCAUGCCUGCCGGCCGCUGCCUGUGCGAGUUCAGCACCAACUUUGCCUGCGACACGUGUCUGGACUGCGCCGCGAACCAGGUCGUGCUGGGCCAGAACGCGACCGAGGAGGCCGCCAACUGGCUGUUCAACUACAAGCGCGACGCCAAAAACUACGGCCUGGACGAGGCCCAGUGCGACAGCGCCUUCCCCGGCCAGUACGAGGACAUUGAGCGCGCCGUCAAGGUGCGCAAGCGCUGGGGCAAGGUCACCGAGGCCGACCUGUCCAGCUUCGACCUGUCCAAGGGCAUGGUGCGCGCCAUGAUCUACGACCGCGAGCUCUACAUCAUCGAGACCUUCCUCGUCGACAACAUCAACCGCCAAAAGGCCCUCGCCUCGCUGAGCGCCAUGUACCGCGCCAUCCUCGCCGCGCCCACCGACUCGGACAUCCCCAACAUCGAAUUCAUCUUCUCUGUAGAAGACCUGCCUGCCCAGCCCACGAAGCCCAUGUGGUCGCUCGCCCGCCGCGCCCAGGACCACAAUCUCUGGCUGAUCCCCGACUUUGGCUUCUGGAGCUGGGACAUGCCCUCGAUAGGCACGCUGGACGAAGUCGCCAACGAAGCAGUGCAGCGUGAGAGCAUUGAGCCGUGGGACCAGAAGACCGAGAAGCUGGUCUGGAGGGGCAAAAUCACGUUUGCGCCCAAGCUGCGGAGAGCUCUCCUCGACGCUGCGAAGGGGAAGCCGUGGAGCGAUGUUGGGCAGCUGAAGUGGACGGACCCGAACUUCAAGGAGCAAUUUCUUGGGCCGGUCGAUCAGUGCAACUACAUGUUCAUUGCACACGCCGAAGGACGCAGCUACUCAGGCUCGCUCAAGUACCGCCAGCUCUGCCGCUCCGUCAUCGUCUCGCAUAAGCUGCAGUGGAUUCAACACUAUCACUACCUCUUCCGCAGCAACGGCUCGAAUCAGAACUUCGUUGAAGUCGAACGCGACUUCUCAGACCUCGCUGCGGCCAUGGAAGACCUCCUUGACCACCCCGAGAAGGCCAAACGCAUCGCCGACAACAACGUGCAAGUCUUCCGCGAGCGCUACCUAACACAAGCCGCCGAAGCCUGCUACUGGCGCAAACUAAUCCGGCGCUGGAAAGACGUCAUGGCAUGGGAGCCUGUGCUGUAUCAAGGCGUAGAAGUAGGCGAGCACAUGCGGCGGACGCAGAAGCGCGGAGAGCGCUACGAGACCUUCAUGCUGUACGAGCCGCACGUACAGAUGGAGUGGCCCAAAAGUGGCCAAUGACUCGCCCGGCAAGCGAAGGACCCGUAUGCCCAGGACCCCGUCCAGACGCCACAGGACGCGGGCGAGCACGAUACGCUGCGCAUGUAGCGUGCGAGCGCGCCCCAGGACACCGAGCAGCAGCGACAUCACACGGCUCCACCGCGGAGCCAGUACCUGCAGCGCACAAGCAGCC
Boeremia exigua is the source of this 1739-nucleotide messenger RNA. Its product is annotated as glycosyl transferase family 90-domain-containing protein. The record is from RefSeq and is a predicted model, not a curated record. The coding region runs from base 113 to 1567 and encodes 484 amino acids. NCBI's taxonomy places the organism in Eukaryota, Fungi, Ascomycota, Dothideomycetes, Pleosporales, Didymellaceae. The transcript has 3 exons.